AUGUUUAACCUCUGGAAGUUUGUUCUAAGUUUCUUUGCCGAUGCUGAACCUAGGAAAUCUAACUAUGAAUCCGUCCAGGUAUCAUGUCCUGAGAUAAAAGCAUCAUUCCCAUCGAAGUUACUAUUUUCAUGGUUUGACUCAUUUGCAUGGUCUGGCUACAAGCACCCCAUAGAAUUCAAAGAUUUAUGGAAUAUGAAUUAUGACGAUAGUUCGAAAGAAGUAGUUUCAGUCUUUGAUAAACAUUGGGAACAAAUUAAUAAGUUGUUAGAAGACGCACCUGCAGAUUUUAAAAAAAAAUAUGAUUCCCAGGAAAAGAAUUCAAAUUUUUCAAUGCAAAGGCACCUAUCUAUUGAUUCAAGUAAACCAAUUCCUCGACCUUCGAUGGAACAAAAAGCCAAACUUAUUGAAUCAGAGAAAGCAGAAACCGGCUAUGUCAAAUGGGAUAUCUACAUUCAGUAUAUUAAGUCAUCUGGAACUAUUUUUUGCAUAACUUCAGUUUUACUAACUUUUCUAUACCAAGGAUUUUAUAUUUCAUCAAGCAUCUGGCUGUCAAUAUGGUCUCAUGAUGAUGGUUCACUAACUCAUGAAACAGAAAAUGAUACUAAAAGGUUUAUGCACUUAACAGUUUACGGACUACUAGGCUUUGGUCAAAGUAAGUUUAAACAUUAAAAUGUUAUGAAUGUAAAAGCACAUAAGUAAACUUUUGAUUUCAUUUUAACUGAGUAUUAAGUUUCUAUACCCGGUUUAAUUUUAUCUAUUCAUUUUUUCGAGCAUCCAUGGUUAUGACUUUUUAUUAAUUUUUAUCUUUUCGAUAUUAGCAAAUAUACACUUAAUACAAAUCGACGGUGUUUUGUUGAAAGUGUGCAACCCACAUAAUUGCACUUGUUCAGGAGGGACGAAAUAGUGUUUUUAAAAAUGAUAACGUUGAUAUCGGUCGAUCACGAAUAUAACUUCAUACAAUAGAGUAGUAGACAUGUUGAUAAUUUGAUAAAAAUUAUCAUUCUAAUGGUUAAAUGUAUGCGAA
Messenger RNA from Acyrthosiphon pisum (pea aphid), 1024 nucleotides. Its product is annotated as canalicular multispecific organic anion transporter 1-like. Gene Ontology annotation, cellular component: membrane. The transcript is spliced from 6 exons. The record is from RefSeq and is a predicted model, not a curated record. Lineage: Eukaryota; Metazoa; Arthropoda; Insecta; Hemiptera; Aphididae. Bases 1 to 669 code for a protein of 222 amino acids. Gene Ontology annotation, biological process: transmembrane transport. Gene Ontology annotation, molecular function: ATPase-coupled transmembrane transporter activity.